AUGGUGCCGGCGGGCGAGCGGGCCAGGAGCCGGGCGCGGCCGGGGACGCCGAUGGGGACCGCGCGGGGCGGCAGCCCCAGGAGCCCGCGGGUGGUGCAGACUAGGCCUUCCCGGACGAGUCAGCGCUACCGCGGCUGUGGCCGGGCCAAGCCGCAGGUCUUGCCUUGCCUCGCCUCCUACUCCGCCGCCGCCUCCUGUCAGCAGCUCAGCCACUGCGGUGACUCGGAUGAAGAUUCAGGGACUGAAGUGGGAGAAGGGACAGAUGAAUGGACCCAGUCCAAAGCCACAGUUAGACCCCCUGACCAGCUGGAGUUGACUGAUGCGGAGUUAAAAGAGGAGUUCACCCGGAUCCUGACAGCCAAUAACCCACACGCACCCCAGAACAUUGUCAGGUACAGCUUCAAAGAAGGCACAUAUAAGCUUAUUGGCUUUGUGGACCAACUAGCAGUUCACUUCAGCCAGGUUGGGAACCUGGUCCCCAAAGACUCGGAUGAAGGACGGCGACAGCACUACCGCGACGAGUUAGUGGCAGGUUCUCAGGAGUCUGUCAAGGUGAUGCUUUCAGAUACAGAAAACUUUGAAGAAGACGAAGAGCCCAAAGAAGCAGAAACUGAAGCUGAGAGUCAAACCGAUGUGCCUGUAACUGGGGUAGCUGAAAAUGUGACAGAAGAAGAACUGAUGACUCCUAAGCAGCCCAAGGAGCGAAAGCUCACUAACAAGUUCAACUUCAGUGAGAGGGCCUCACAGACCUUCAACAACCCUCUUCGGGAUCGAGAAUGCCAGAUGGAGCCUCCUCCCAGGACAAACUUUUCAGCCACAGCCAAUCAGUGGGAGAUCUAUGAUGCCUAUGUAGAGGAGCUUGAGAAGCAGGAAAAGACCAAAGAGAAGGAGAAGACAAAGACACCUGUGGCUAAAAAAGUGGGGAAGACAGCCAUGAGGAAGCUGACAUCUAUGGAGUCCCAGAGUGAUGAUAUCACCAAAGUGUCCCAAGCUGCUAAAAUCGUGGAACGGAUGGUCAACCAGAAUACAUAUGAUGACGUUGCUCAAGAUUUUAAGUACUAUGAAGAUGCUGCUGACGAAUACCGGGACCAGGAGGGUACACUGCUGCCGCUCUGGAAGUUCCAAAACGACAAAGCCAAGCGCCUGGCCGUCACCGCCCUCUGCUGCCACCCAUCUUCCUGCUCAGAUGACUUCAUGAAGCAGAGCCGGGGCAUGCUGCUGCUCUACAGCAUGAAGAACCCCAGCUUCCCCGAAUACAUCUUCAGCAGUGACAGUGGCAUCAUGUGUCUCGACAUGCAUGUGGACCACCCCUACCUGGUGGUGGUGGGCCACUACGAUGGCAAUGUGGCCAUUUACAACCUCAAGAAGCCCCAUUCCCAGCCCUCCUUCCGCAGCUCAGCCAAGUCUGGCAAGCACACGGAUCCUGUCUGGCAGGUCAAGUGGCAGAAGGAUGACAUGGACAACAACCUUAACUUCUUCUCUGUGUCAUCUGAUGGCAGGAUUGUGUCUUGGACGCUUGUGAAGAGCGAGCUGGUUCACACAGAUGUCAUCAAGCUGAAAGUGGAAGGCAGCACCACGGAAGUUCCUGAGGGGCUGCAGCUAUACACAGUGGGCUGUGGCACCGCCUUUGACUUCCACAAAGAGAUUGAUUACAUGUUCCUAGUGGGCACAGAGGAGGGAAAAAUCUACAAGUGCUCUAAAUCCUACUCCAGCCAAUUCCUCGACACCUAUGAUGCCCACAAUAUGGCAGUGGAUGCUGUGACCUGGAACCCAUACCACACCAAGGUCUUCAUGUCCUGCAGCUCUGACUGGACAGUGAAGAUCUGGGACCACACCAUCAAGACUCCAAUGUUCAUCUAUGACCUGAACUCAGCCGUGGGCGAUGUGGCCUGGGCACCAUACUCUUCUACUGUGUUUGCCGCAGUCACCACAGAUGGGAAGGCCCACGUGUUUGACCUGGCCAUCAACAAGUACGAGGCCAUCUGUAACCAGCCUGUGGUGGCCAAAAAGAAGAACAAGAUCACCCACGUGCAGUUCAAUCCCAUCCACCCCAUCAUCAUCGUGGGUGAUGACCGUGGGCACAUCACCUGCCUCAAACUCUCACCCAAUUUGCGCAGGAUGCCAAAGGAAAAGAAGGGACAGGAAAUGCAGAAGGGUCCAGCUGUGGAGACUGCAAAAUUGGACAAACUGCUGAAUCUGUACUUGCAGUGCCUGCCCCUGGUGUCCAGCCCAGCCUUAGCAACCAGCAUGUGA
Messenger RNA from Cynocephalus volans (Philippine flying lemur), 2253 nucleotides. RefSeq names its product dynein axonemal intermediate chain 1 (gene DNAI1). The transcript has 20 exons. The record is from RefSeq and is a predicted model, not a curated record. The coding region runs from base 1 to 2253 and encodes 750 amino acids. NCBI's taxonomy places the organism in Eukaryota, Metazoa, Chordata, Mammalia, Dermoptera, Cynocephalidae. Gene Ontology annotation, molecular function: dynein heavy chain binding; dynein light chain binding. Gene Ontology annotation, biological process: cilium movement; outer dynein arm assembly. Gene Ontology annotation, cellular component: outer dynein arm.